CAAGCACCGCAUAAACCUAAUUGUAAUGCUUGAGACGGCAGCGUAAAAACGAAGAUGAGUUUUUGAGCUCAAUCGGAGCAUUUCUCUUCCUAGUUGAUCGAUUCACACUAUCAGGUAACUUUUUGUGUUUUCAAUUUUUCCAAAUCAUGGUUUUCCUCAAAUCACCAGACAACAAAACCCUAGCCCUAGAUUUAGACCCCAGAAAAACUUCCUUGAGCACGUUGAGGCUCGAAAUCGAGUGUAAAUUGGGUCUGCCGGCGUGUUUCCAGCGAUUGUAUAUCUCUUCGAGGCGACUGUUCGAUUCUGAUGAAAGUAUAUCAAUUUCCGCCCUCGGUGUCGGCCGUGAUUCGACCUUAACUCUACAUAUUCCGUUAUUUGGAGGGAUGCAGGCUCCAGUUGCGCCUAAGAACAGGUUAGAUUUCCUCAGUACUAAGCCUCCUCCUAACUAUGUGGCGGGUCUGGGUCGUGGUGCGACGGGAUUCACCACACGUUCGGAUAUUGGUCCUGCCCGUGCUGCUCCUGACCUUCCUGAUCGAUCAGCUGCGACGAUUGGAGGAGGUACUGGAGCGCCUGGAGUUGGACGUGGGAGAGGGAAAGGGCCUGGCGAAGAGGAAGAAGAAGAAGAGGCUGAUGAAAAGGGAUACGAUGAGAAUCAGAAAUUCGAUGAGUUUGAGGGAAAUGAUGUUGGGUUGUUUGCUUCUUCUGAGUAUGAUGAAGAUGAUAAGGAGGCUGAUGCAGUUUGGGAGGCAAUUGAUAAGAGAAUGGAUUCAAGAAGGAAAGAUCGGAGGGAGGCCAGAUUGAAGCAAGAGAUUGAGAAGUACAGGGCUUCUAAUCCCAAAAUCACAGAGCAAUUUGCUGAUCUUAAGAGAAAGCUCCAUACUAUGUCAACUGAUGAAUGGGACAGUAUCCCAGAAAUUGGUGACUAUUCGUUGAGGAAUAAGAAGAAAAGAUUUGAGAGUUUUGUUCCUGUCCCUGAUACCCUUCUCGAGAAAGCUAGGCAAGAGAAGGAACAUGUGACCGCUCUAGAUCCAAAGAGUAGGGCGGCUGGUGGAACCGAAACACCUUGGGGUCAGACUCCAGUCACAGAUUUGACAGCUGUUGGUGAGGGAAGAGGAACAGUUCUGUCUCUCAAGUUGGAUAGACUUUCCGAUUCUGUUUCAGGUUUGACUGUUGUUGAUCCAAAGGGUUACUUAACUGAUCUAAAGAGCAUGAAGAUUACCAGUGAUGCUGAAAUAUCUGAUAUCAAGAAGGCUAGGUUGUUGUUAAAGUCAGUUAUUCAAACAAAUCCAAAGCACCCGCCUGGCUGGAUUGCUGCUGCCAGAUUGGAGGAAGUUGCAGGUAAGAUUCAAGCUGCGAGGCAGUUGAUAACAAAGGGCUGUGAGGAGUGCCCUAAGAACGAAGAUGUCUGGGUCGAGGCAUGUAGAUUGGCAAAUCCUGACGAAGCCAAGGCUGUAAUUGCCAGGGGAGUGAAAGCUAACCCUACUUCAGUAAAGUUAUGGAUGCAGGCUGCGAAAUUGGAGCACGAUGAUGCUAAUAAAAGUAGGGUUUUGAGGAAAGGACUCGAAAACAUUCCCGAUUCCGUUAGAAUCUGGAAGGCGGUUGUGGAGCUUGCUAACGAAGAAGAUGCCAGGCUGUUGCUGCAGAGGGCAGUUGAAUGUUGCCCACUUCAUGUUGAAUUAUGGCUUGCUCUAGCGAGGCUGGAAACCUAUGAUAAUGCUAAGAAAGUUCUUAAUAAGGCAAGGGAAAAGCUUUCGAAGGAGCCGGCUAUCUGGAUUACUGCUGCAAAGUUGGAAGAAGCAAAUGGGAAUACCGCCAUGGUUGGAAAGAUCAUAGAAAGGGGUAUCAGAGUUCUGCAGAGGGAAAAUGUGGUGAUUGAUAGAGAAGUUUGGAUGAAAGAGGCUGAAGCUGCUGAAAGAGCAGGAUCUGUUGCCACCUGUCAAGCGAUUAUUAACCAUACGGUUGGGAUUGGAGUUGAAGAGGAGGAUCGGAAAAGGACUUGGGUUGCUGAUGCUGAAGAGUGCAAGAAACGCGGUUCCAUCGAAACAGCUAGGGCUAUAUAUGCACACGCGCUUACGGUUUUCCUUACGAAGAAGAGUAUCUGGCUCAAAGCGGCACAGCUCGAGAAGAGUCAUGGGACUAGGGAAACUCUCGAUAUGCUUCUUCGUAGAGCGGUUAAGUAUAGGCCAGACGCAGAAGUUUUAUGGCUGAUGGGCGCGAAAGAGAAAUGGCUUGCAGGUGAUGUGCCUUCUGCUAGAGCUAUUCUCCAAGAGGCUUAUUUAGCUAUUCCGAAUUCUGAAGAAAUCUGGCUUGCCGCGUUCAAGCUUGAAUUUGAGAACCACGAGCCUGAGAGAGCGCGAAUGCUGCUUGCUAGAGCUCGAGAAAAGGAAGGAAGCACAGAAAGAGUCUGGAUGAAAUCAGCUAUUGUGGAAAGAGAAUUAGGCAAUAUGGAGGAGGAGAGGAGGAUUUUGAAAGAAGGACUGAAACUUUUCCCUUCGUUUUACAAGCUUUGGCUUAUGCUUGGCCAGCUUGAGGAACGUCUUGGCAAUUUAGACAAGGCCAAGGAUGUUUACGAGUCAGGUCUCAAACAUUGCCCUAACUUUAUUCCUCUUUGGCUUUCACUUGCUAAACUGGAGGAAACCACAAAUGGUUUGAGCAAGGCUCGAGCUGUUCUCACCAUGGGUAGGAAGAGGAAUCCUCAGAAUCCAGAGCUUUGGCUUGCUGCCAUAAGGGCUGAAUCCAGGCAUGGGUUCAAGAAGGAUUCAGACUCGUUGAUGGCAAAGGCAUUGCAGGAGUGUCCCACUAGUGGCAUUCUGUGGGCAGCUUCAAUUGAGAUGGUUCCACGUCCUCAAAGGAAAGUUAAGAGUAUGGACGCUCUGAAGAAGUGUGACCAUGAUCCUCACGUUAUUGCUGCUGUUGCUAAAUUGUUUUGGCACGAUAGGAAGGUUGAUAAAGCUAGAUCUUGGCUGAACAGAUCUGUGACUCUCGCUCCUGAUAUUGGAGAUUUCUGGGCUUUGUACUACAAAUUUGAACUCCAGCACGGGAAUGAGGAUAACCAGAAGGAUGUUUUGAAAAGAUGCAUUGCAGCUGAACCCAAGCAUGGAGAGAAAUGGCAAGCGAUAUCAAAAGCUGUGGAGAACUCACACCAGCCAGUUGAAGCCAUUUUGAAGAAAGCUGCAAUUGCACUAGGGAAGGAAGAGAAUAAUCUUGCAGAGAAUAACAAAAAUAUUAAUUAGCUUGAGAAUCGUGUGGACGUCACAAUUAAUCAGUUUUUUUGUCUCGUGUCUUUGCAAUGAGCUUUGAUGUUAUCUCAUGUCAUGGUAUGUCGUGUAUGGCCAAUUACAGAACGGAUGGAUAGGUACGCACUUCUAUCUCAAACUCGUUUGUAGUUGCAAAAGAAAUAUGUUUGUGAACUUUUGCCAGGAUUAUGAUCCAACUGCAUUACACUAGAUAGCUUAAUUUGAUGGCCUUUUGCCCUUUUCGAUUUUGCAGCUAACUGGUCAUAAUUCGGAAGCUUCGAUAGGGAUUGAUGAACUGAUGAAUGGAUCUACAUAUGGGUAGAGAAUCUUUUCCAAACACUGUCUUUAAACCUGAAAGGUGCACUCUUCUUUAUUUACUUAUACAUUUUUGCUUGUUUAUUUGUUGCUAUUUGAUCCAUACUGUAGACAAGUUGUUGGAUAAGUACUUGUUUUAGCUGGCUGACAUUCCAUGGGAAAAUAUUCUAUAUGUU
Impatiens glandulifera is the source of this 3727-nucleotide messenger RNA. RefSeq names its product protein STABILIZED1. Gene Ontology annotation, biological process: mRNA splicing, via spliceosome; gene silencing by siRNA-directed DNA methylation; spliceosomal tri-snRNP complex assembly. Gene Ontology annotation, molecular function: protein binding. Gene Ontology annotation, cellular component: catalytic step 2 spliceosome; U4/U6 x U5 tri-snRNP complex. The transcript has a single exon. Lineage: Eukaryota; Viridiplantae; Streptophyta; Magnoliopsida; Ericales; Balsaminaceae. Bases 147 to 3233 code for a protein of 1028 amino acids. The record is from RefSeq and is a predicted model, not a curated record.